AUGGCGUCUCCCACUCUCUUGGACACCGGCGAGCUGAGUCCCAGCAACUCCCCCCAGACGGGCCUAAUUACCCCAACUCGAGUCGAAAACAUGGCCACGAAUAUACCCAACAGCAUGCCUUAUCCCACCCCCGACUCAUAUCUGCGUGAUCUUCUGCAAUGUCAUGAUCAGAGGUUAAGGCAACAGCCCAAUGCUGUUCAUGACGCAGAUGAUGCUGAAGCUCAGAUGGCCACGCUCGCCACCUCGCGGGUAUCGUAA
Exophiala spinifera is the source of this 258-nucleotide messenger RNA. RefSeq lists its product as uncharacterized. The record is from RefSeq and is a predicted model, not a curated record. NCBI's taxonomy places the organism in Eukaryota, Fungi, Ascomycota, Eurotiomycetes, Chaetothyriales, Herpotrichiellaceae. The transcript has a single exon. The coding region runs from base 1 to 258 and encodes 85 amino acids.